Molecule: messenger RNA, 669 nt
Organism: Paraphaeosphaeria sporulosa
Lineage: Eukaryota; Fungi; Ascomycota; Dothideomycetes; Pleosporales; Didymosphaeriaceae
Exons: 1
Molecular function (GO): DNA binding; site-specific DNA-methyltransferase (cytosine-N4-specific) activity
Source: RefSeq, a predicted model, not a curated record
AUGUCUUACAUGCUCCAAUUCCCCCCCUCCCUUCUGCCCAAAAACAUUACCUCGCCACCCUUCGUCCUCUUCGGCAUCAACGACCUCGACCUCUUCUCCGACCUCCCAACGAAUAUCCCUCUCGCCCUUGUACUCCACUUUGCUCCCGUUCUCCGCAAAUGGGUUCUACCGCCGCCCCAGGAACUCAGCACAUGCGCCAUCCGCAUGUCUUUACGGACGCCCUACGUCGGCAUCAACAUUCUAGCUGACAUGGAGCUCGAGGGUUUGAGAUAUAUCCUUGGGCGUAUGAUGCAACUUGCCCACGUUAAGAUUGCAACAGGAAAAUACGAAAUGUUCCAGAUGAUGCCGAGUCUGCCUGUUAGCAUAUCAAUCCACAAAGCGUGGAUGGCACUGGAGCUGCCGCCUAGAGGCAUCGAGGCUUUAUACAUGCACAUCCAAAUCACGCUCAUGAUUGGCCCGCCCGUCACACUGUUCGAGAUCAAAGGCGUGUGGCAAAAUUUCCCGGUCGACUCGCCGAUACAGCGCGAGAUGGGUCUGAACUUCGUGCGCAACUACAUCGACAGGCUAUAUCCGGCUUCGGAGAGCUCGGCAGUACGACACUGGUACCUCGAGACGACUGAGCGGUGGAGUUUCUUCCGUGAGCUGGAGAAAUCGUCUCCUGCGUUCGGA